CUUAAAGCACCUCCAUCUACCUGGAGUCCAGAGCAGCUGGGGAGUGGAGCGUUUCAGUGGAUAUGAACCUGACUGAGGUGGCUGCUUUGCAAGGCCUGAGGAAGGUGUGAUGGUGUGCUUGUUGCUGUGAGGGGUUUUGACAAUGUCAGGUGAUACCACCACACUGUCCUGGAAGGUGCCCAGCCCGGGCUCUGAUGGACCACAGAGCCCUGUGUUUUACUUCGCUGGAGAGGGCGGACCUGUGAAGAUCCUCAAAGUCUGCUUCAGCAGCAGCAACCAUCUCAAGAACUUCAAACUUGUCAAGUGUGACAGCUCCUGGCAGAUAAAGGCCAUCAUCCAGUCCAUCUUGAUUAGUGGACGUUUGGGCCCUAAUGUGCAGAAUGCAGACUGCUUUGGGUUGAGGCUCAAACACCUGAAGUCUGAGGAGCACUAUUGGCUGCACCCUGACUUGACUAUAAGAGAUGUGGAGCAGCGCUAUGAAAGACUUCAUGUGGAGGCAGAGUGGAGAUACGACCUAAGAAUUCGCUACAUACCAGCUGUUUACUUGGAGAAGUUUAGAGAAGACAGAACGUCACUGUUAUAUCUGUAUCAUCAGGUUCGCAGUGACUACAUGCAGCAGUAUGCUAAUAAAGUCAGUGAUGGCAUGGCGCUGCAGCUGGGCUGUUUGGAGAUCAGGAGGAUGUACAAAGACAUGGAUGCCAAAGGUCUUGAGAAGAAAUCCAAUUUAGAGUUGUUAGAGAAGGAAGUUGGGCUGAACCUUUUCUUUCCACAGAAGCUGAUAGACAAUAACAAGCCCAAGCAGCUGAGGAAGAUGAUCCAGCAGACAUUUCAGCAGUAUUGCGCACUGAAAGAGGAAGACUGCAUUAUCAAGUUUUUUAAGACCUUCGGUGAAUUCAUUAACUUUAAUGAAGAGGUUUUCCCCUGUGAACUAGUGCAAGGCUGGAGUCUAGCAGUGGAUUUAGUUAUUGGAGCAAGAGGGAUUCGCCAGCGUACACAAUCAGAUUCGUCGACAGUCUGUCUGGCAGAAUUUAAACAGAUCCGAAGUAUCAAGACCACUGCACAAAGUAAUGGCAAAGCGCUACUGCAUGUAGAAAUCAAAGGAGCCAAACCGCCUCUCUCUGUCAAUGUGCCUUCUCUGGCAAUGGCAGAAAACAUGGCUGACUUGAUUGAUGGCUACUGCCGUUUGGAGAAUAGCACAGAUUCAUCACUGAUUUCCUGGCCAAAUAAAGGUGCAGAACUUCGGAACUCUCUUCCUGCAAUCCCCUCAGGGCAGCUGUCCGAACCCAUAAAAGACACUGAAAGACACAGCAUGAACUCUGAUAUAUACUGUGAAAUUAUGGACGAAAAGCCGCCACCUCCUGCAGCACAAUUUGAAAUCUCUAGGAAGUCCAUCGUCUUGGGCCAGAUUUUGGGGGCAGGCUUCUUUGGGGAGGUCUUUGAAGGCGUUUAUAAGAAAGAAAACGGAGAGAAGAUCAACGUGGCUGUGAAAACCUGCAAAGACUGCUCACCUGAUGUCAUGGAGAAGUUCAUGAGUGAAGCAGUUAUAAUGAAAAACCUGGACCACCCUCAUAUAGUGAGUCUAAUUGGAAUCAUAGAGGAACACCCAGUGUGGAUCAUCAUGGAACUCUACCAGUAUGGGGAGCUGGGGGACUACCUGGCCCAGAACAAGAAAACUUUGACCAACGACAGAUUAAUCCUGUAUAGCCUACAGGUUUGCAAAGCUUUGGUCUACUUACAGGGAAAGAACAUGGUGCACAGAGACAUCGCAGUGAGAAAUGUGCUCGUUGCCACACCGGAGUGUGUAAAGCUGGGUGACUUUGGCCUGUCCAGAUACAUUGAGAAUGAGGAGUAUUAUAAAGCCUCUGUUACUCGAUUGCCAAUCAAAUGGAUGGCUCCUGAGUCCAUCAACUUCCGCCGCUUCACCACGGCCAGUGACGUGUGGAUGUUUGCUGUGUGUAUUUGGGAGAUCAUGAGUCGUGGUCAGCAGCCCUUCUUCUGGCUGGAGAAUCGUGAUGUGAUUAACCAGCUCGAGCAGGGAAUCAGGCUGCCCAAGCCAGACCUGUGCCCCCCUGCCCUCUACUCCCUCAUGACCCGCUGCUGGAGCUACGACCCCAGCGAGAGACCCACUUUCACUGAGCUUGUCUGCAAAAUCACUGAUGUCCAAGCGAUGGAAAGAGAGUUGGAGGCGGAGAAGGAGAGAGACAGAAUUCGUGCCAAGUUCCCAGAACCCAAGAUCAAAAUCAGCGAGCCUCCUCCAAAGCCCUCGAGACUGAACUCUGGGCGCUUUGGGAACGCUCUCAGCAUUGGUCUUCAUAUUCAGCUUAAUGAAGCAUUGUGUGCCAGUUCUCCAGACCUGGCCAGUCCUUGUGAAUAUCAGUCUCCUGUAGACUCCACGAACAGCCUCACAGUUCCUACCAUGGCUGCCCGUCGUCUCAGUCUGGGAGAGGGGGAGUUCGUUGUCGGCCCAUCUAGUAUGGAGGAUGCACAGCGCCUUUGGCAGGCUGAGAAGCAGCGGCUGCAAGAGGCUAUAGUGAAACAGAAAGAGGAGAUGCUGGAGGACCAAAACUGGUUGGACAAAGAGGAGAAACUUUUGGACCCCAAGACUCAGGAGAAGACUGUUGUACAGUUGCCACCAGACCCUCCGUCUAGUCAGGCUGACCCUCAGAAGCCUCCUGCAAAGCCCCCAAGAAUUUCAGUGCAGCCUGCCCCAACAGCAGAGUUGGACCGCUCAGAGGACAAGGUGUAUCAGUAUGUCAUGGAUCUGGUUAAAAUGAUCGUGCAGCUGAAAAACGAUGUAAACACACUGCCAUCCUCUGAGUACAUAACCAUAGUCAAGUCCGUUGGAAUGUCAUUGCGGGAUCUGAUUCACAGUGUAGAUGAUAUCCUUCCAUCUCUGCAUGGUUCUGUAAGAACAGAGAUUGAGGGCACACAGAAGCUGCUGAAUAAAGACAUGGCAGAGUUGAUCAGUAAGAUGCGGCUGGCCCAGCAGAAUGCCAUCACCUCUCUGAAGGAGGACUGCAAGAAGCAGAUGCUGGCAGCAGCUCACACCCUGGCCAUGGACGCCAAGAACCUGCUGGACGCUGUGGACCAGGCAAGGGUGCGCGCCAACCUGGCCAAGCCCAGACCUGAGGAUGCAGUCUCCCCAGACACAAACUAGAGAUCACUUGGUUCAUUUUAAGCUAACAAACAUGCUGACUCAGAAACUUGGUAUUCCAUAUCGGGAUAACUUUGAGAGCCAGUUUCCUGGAUACUGAUUAUGACUGGUCAUGAAGUUAUUCGUGUGGUAUCUAUUUUAGUCUUGACAGAGAUGCCCAGCUGUAUCCCUGAAGGUACACUCUCCUGCAGAAUUUAACUCCAAGAAAUCCAAUCAGUGUAUAAAGGACUCAAGAAGCGUCUUAAAAUUAGUUGGAUAUGAUAUAUUAGGGAACUAAGCUUUGUAGUUGGGUAGAUUUCUUGGAGCACUGCUGGACUUAAUCUACAAUGUGUCUAUAUGGUGCAUUCAAGCAUGUUUUAAUGUGAUCAAAAUCCUGCUAUAGUAGGUUGCAGUGUAAGGAGUUUUGGGAGUAUUCUUAAAAUAGUGUCAGCACAGGACCAUGGUCAUCCCAUUUCUACUCUCAUUGGUCUAAAUGUGUAAAUCAAUCGAACAUUUCUUGUAUAAAUUCAUACAUCCUUUCUAAAUUAUCGAAAGAAAGGAUUCAAUUCUAUUGUAUUCAUGCAUGGAAUCACAUGCUUAUUUUUAGGAGCUAUGAACUUAAGCCUUAAAAGUAUGUUUACCUCACACCUUUACAAAUCUCAGUGUUGCUGUGUUCUAAAAGACUAAACUAACAGUGUCAUUAAAAGGUAUUGUGUCAAAAGUGAGUGCUUUCUUAGUACAUUAAGCAUUGCAAAAGAUUUUAAGUUUAACUCAUUUCUGGUUUACUUUCUUUUGCAGUAUACCAGAUCAUCCAGAGAACUCAUUUUUAUAGAUAAAUUAUCCACAAGACUA
Messenger RNA from Pygocentrus nattereri (red-bellied piranha), 3985 nucleotides. It is a transcript of the gene ptk2bb, whose product is annotated as protein tyrosine kinase 2 beta, b. The transcript has 31 exons. Bases 143 to 3157 code for a protein of 1004 amino acids. Gene Ontology annotation, biological process: signal complex assembly; protein phosphorylation. Lineage: Eukaryota; Metazoa; Chordata; Actinopteri; Characiformes; Serrasalmidae. The record is from RefSeq and is a predicted model, not a curated record. Gene Ontology annotation, cellular component: cytoskeleton; focal adhesion. Gene Ontology annotation, molecular function: ATP binding; protein tyrosine kinase activity.